Meyerozyma guilliermondii ATCC 6260 is the source of this 1743-nucleotide messenger RNA. Its product is annotated as MFS transporter. Gene Ontology annotation, biological process: transmembrane transport. Bases 1 to 1743 code for a protein of 580 amino acids. The record is from RefSeq and is a predicted model, not a curated record. Gene Ontology annotation, molecular function: transmembrane transporter activity. The transcript has a single exon. Lineage: Eukaryota; Fungi; Ascomycota; Pichiomycetes; Serinales; Debaryomycetaceae.
AUGUCAGAAGUAAUAGGGAAGGAUUCUCCACAGAGGAUCGACUCGGACACGAAUUCCAGCACUUACCAUGAAGGUAGUGGAUACCCUAAGGAGCAUAUAGACGAUAAUGAGAGCGAUGGCAAUAUUCCAAAAGACUUUGUAGGCCAGGACCUCGAAAGAAGUGGUGAAAGUGAAUACGAAAUGGCUAGAUACGAAACCGACGCGACUGCUUCUCGUACGGUCAGCAGAAGAAUGACGGGAGGAGAUCAAUUAUUAGAGGAAGCCGCAAAAUCAUCAGAACCAUUGCCAACGAUGGGAGGCGGAAGAGAUUACCCCCCUCCAUUGGCAGAUCGUUCACCAUAUGCUGUAUCUUAUGAGGGACCUGAUGACCCAGAAUUCCCCCAGAAUUGGCCGGUAUGGAAGAAAGUGAUGAUUUCCGGCACGGUCGGUCUUUGUGCGUUAUCCAUCUCCAUGGGUUCGGCUAUGUUUGCAGAAGCUGGCCCGGUAGUACUGGAAAUAUAUCAUGUUGGAAAUACUGUUGCCACUCUUGGAACAUCUUUGUUCGUCUUUGGAUUUGCUUCUGGACCUGUGAUAUGGGGUCCUUUAUCUGAAUUAUACGGCAGAAAACCAGUGAUGGUAUGUUCCUGCUUUGGUUAUAUGCUCUUCUGUUUUGCAGUUGCAACCGCCAAGGAUAUCCAGACUAUCAUGAUCUGUAGAUUCUUUGGAGGAUUCAUCGGUGCAGCACCGCUCGUGGUUGCGCCAGCUGCUAUGUCUGAUAUGUUCGGAGCUGCUACAAGAGGUGAAGCAAUGACAAUUUUCGCCAUGGUUUUGUUCGGUGGCCCCAUGUUAGCCCCAAUUCUUGGAGGUUUCAUAGUCAAGAACCCCGGAUUGGGCUGGAGAUGGACAUCAUAUUUCACAGGGUUAAUCGCCGCAUUGGGAUUAUUUUGCGUGGUGUUCUUCAUGGAAGAGUCUCAUCAUCCUUUGAUUUUGGUGAGAAAAGCAGAAGUCUUGAGACGUCGUACAGGUAAUUGGGGUAUUCAUGCUCCUCAUGAAGAAUUCAGCUUAAGUAUCAAGGAAAUUGUGGAGAAAAAUAUCAGCAGACCAUUGGUGAUGUUGUUCACAGAACCAAUCUUGUUCUUGAUCACACUUUAUAAUGCUUUCAUCUAUGGUAUUUUGUACCUUAUGUUGACAGCUAUACCCUUAAUUUUCAUCGGAAAGUAUCAUUUCAUACAAGGUGUCGGUGAGUUGCCAUAUUUAUCGAUGUUGAUUGGAGUUUUUGUCGGAGGUUUUAUUGCAAUCUUCUUCGAAAGACGUUUCGCCAGAAUCAUGAAGGCCAACAACAACAGGCCCAUCCCAGAAGAGAGACUUCCUCCUAUGAUGGUUGGAUCAUUUUUCUUCGCCGGUGGCUUGUUCUGGCUCGGAUGGGCUGGUGACUACGCUGAUAGAGUCCACUGGAUAGUACCUACUAUAGGUGCUUCCUUUAUCGGAUGUGGUUUGAUCAUGAUCUUCUUGCCAUGUCUUAAUUACAUCAUUGAUUGUUACCUUUUGUUUGCGGCAUCGGCACUUGCUGGAAAUGCAUUCCUUCGUUCAGCAUUUGGAGCAGCCUUCCCACUUUUUGCCCGUCAAAUGUUUGUUAACAUGCAAAUCAAAUGGGCUGCAACCUUGUUGGGUUGUUUCUCCCUCGUCUUGAUUCCUGUUCCUUUCUUGUUUUACAGGUAUGGUAAGGCAAUCAGAGAGAAAUCAAAAUACGCUUUCGUUUUAUAA